This is a messenger RNA of Apis laboriosa (Himalayan honeybee), 755 nucleotides long. It is a transcript of the gene EloC, whose product is annotated as elongin-C. The coding region runs from base 214 to 651 and encodes 145 amino acids. The transcript has 5 exons. NCBI's taxonomy places the organism in Eukaryota, Metazoa, Arthropoda, Insecta, Hymenoptera, Apidae. Gene Ontology annotation, molecular function: protein-macromolecule adaptor activity. The record is from RefSeq and is a predicted model, not a curated record. Gene Ontology annotation, cellular component: elongin complex. Gene Ontology annotation, biological process: ubiquitin-dependent protein catabolic process.
AUGAAAUAUUAUUAUUUAACGUGCAAAAGAAAUUUUUUAUCUGAAUAAAUAAUGGAACAAAAAUCAACCUUAAAUAAUCCAAAUUAAGAGACAUAUCAACAAGAUAUAAUGAUAGUUUAAUGAAAACUCUCUUCAAUUAUAAUCGAAAAUAUUGAUUUAAAAAUGUUGAUUUAAAAUGUUUUUAAAAAUAUAAGUAUCCUAUAGGACACAAACAUGUCAAAUGAUGUGAACACCCAAGCUGAUAAGCCCAAUGAGGACGAAAAUAUCGAUAAAGCAGAAGAAGAAGAAGGCACUUCGUCUAUUGAUCUGCAUGCGCAGGAAAGUGGAAUUAUAUACGGAGGUUGUGAAGGACCAAAUGCAAUGUAUGUAAAACUUGUUAGCAGUGAUGGACAUGAAUUUAUUGUUAAACGUGAACAUGCUUUAACUAGUGGAACAAUAAAAGCAAUGUUAAGUGGUCCUGGUCAGUUUGCAGAAAAUGAAGCUAAUGAAGUUAAUUUUCGAGAAAUUCCAUCUCAUGUAUUACAAAAGGUUUGCAUGUAUUUUACCUACAAAGUACGCUAUACAAAUAGCAGCACAGAAAUACCAGAAUUUCCUAUAGCACCAGAAAUUGCAUUAGAAUUAUUGAUGGCUGGAAAUUUUUUAGAUUGUUAAAUGUCACGAAUGAUAUUAAUAAGCAAUCAGUUUUGAGCAGUCAGUAUAAUAAAAUUAUUUAUCAUAAUUUUAACAUCAAAAAUUCAAUUAUAUUGUGACAUAUA